CCCACUCCCGGCCGUCCCUCCCGCACCGCCGGGGGCCGGGCCGGGCGGCAGGGGCGGUGCUGGCGGGCGGGACGGACCGACCCCGCCGAGCCGAGCCCCGCCGGGCGGGACGCAGCCCGCACCAUGUCUCCGCUCCGCGUCUGCAUCGUCGGCUCUGGGAACUGGGGAUCAGCUAUAGCCAGAAUCAUUGGCACAAAUGUCCAGAAGUCCAACAGAUUUGAUCCUACUGUCAAGAUGUGGGUGUUUGAAGAGAUCAUCAACGGAAGAAAACUCACAGAAAUAAUCAACCAGGAACACGAAAAUGUUAAAUAUCUACCUGGAUACAAGAUACCCCACAAUGUGGUGGCUGUACCAGAUGUGGCUGAAGCAGCAAAUGGGGCAGAUAUUUUAGUGUUUGUUCUGCCACAUCAAUUCAUUGGACGAAUCUGUGAGCAGAUUGCAGGACAGAUAAAACCUGGAACAUUUGGGAUUUCCCUGAUCAAGGGGAUUGAUGACGGUCCUGAUGGCCUGAAGCUCAUCUCUGACCUCAUUCGAGAGCACCUGAAAAUAGAAAUCAGUGUCCUUAUGGGGGCCAACAUAGCCAAGGAAGUGGCUGAUGAGAAGUUCUGUGAAACCACCAUUGGCUGCAAAAACAAAACACAAGGGGAAAUCUUUAAAGAGUUAAUGCAGACUCCCAAUUUCAGGAUUACUGUGGUGCCUGACUCCGAUACAGUGGAGCUUUGUGGAGCCUUAAAAAACAUCGUGGCAGUGGGAGCUGGGUUCUGUGAUGGACUGAGUUUUGGUGAUAAUACCAAGGCAGCAGUGAUACGCUUGGGCCUCAUGGAAAUGGUGGCCUUUGCCAAGAUGUUCUGCAAGGGACCAGUGUCAAUAGCCACAUUUUUGGAAAGCUGUGGGGUUGCUGAUCUGAUCACUACCUGCUACGGGGGACGCAACAGAAAAGUAGCAGAAGCCUUUGCUCGCACAGGAAAGUCCAUUGAGGAACUGGAAAACGAGAUGCUGAAUGGACAAAAGCUGCAAGGUCCUCAGACCUCAGCUGAAGUCUACAAGAUUCUGAAACAGAAAAAUAUGCUGGAUAAGUUUCCAUUAUUUACAACCAUCUACAAGAUCUGCUACGAGGGUCAAGCAAUCCAGGAUUUCAUCAUGUGCCUGCAGAACCACCCAGAGCACAUGUAGAGAUCCCCUCUCCUCACCUGGCUGCAUUCUCACCUUCCCGAGACUUCUGUCCACUACCCAGCAAUUAGGGAAACAGGUUGUGUGACAACACUUGCUGUAAAGGCAGCAAAGAAUGUAUUUCAUUAUCCUUGUUCUGGGGGUAAAAAAUCUGCCUUUAAUUUCAACAUUAUACCCAAGGAAUAGGAAAUGAAUGUAAAAUUUAACAGUAUGAAUUAAUAACGUGGGCAUUUCCCUAGAAUUCCUUUCUUGUUGACUGAAAACAGUUCCCCUUCUAAUUUCCAUAACAAGAUCCUAAUAUAGCUCAUGAGAACCUCAACAUUUUGCCUACUAAUGCAAUCACAGAACAGCACAAAAUAGAGAAAAAUUGAAGAACUCAUUCAAAGAGACAAAUUAUAAUUUAAAAAAAAAAAAAGCUCCGACAGCAGUAACAUGCAAUCACAUGGGCAAAUGUUGGGGUUCCAUAAUUCCUCUUGAACACAAAUAACAUUUUUUAUUUUGUGACGUUUAGGCCCUCCUUGGUUUCAUUUCCCAGUAUAAGCCUCUCUGGAAAAAUCAAUAUUGUUACUGUGCUCUGACACGCACAAGUGUUCAGCAGAUGUAUAAAUAAAAUGGUUUAAGUGUGGGGGAAAGGAGAAAUAAGGGGUUUUGGAUGGGGGUACUGUUUCAAAUUUGGGACCCUAGGAAUCAUCAGUAGUAGUCUGACCUUCCUUAUAAACUUACUGUAUUCCUUUAAGAUACAGAAAAAAAAUUUGAAAUAACCGAACACCUUUCUGUUCGCAUCAGAUUUUCUCAGCAAGUCUUCAUCAUGAAUUGGUACCAGCUGAGAGGGGAGAAGUGGAGGCUGGCAGGGAGGAUGGAGGCACAGCUCAGCUUGCACCUUGUGCACUGCUGUUAUUUUGAGGGCGUAAAGAAUAACAGUGAAAAACCCUUGGUGGUACUUGACUUUUAUACAAGUAUGAAAACGACCGCUACAGACGCACAGAAAUCCAUUUGAAACGGGGCUGCAUUUUAACUCCACUGGGAAACUCCACUGGUCUGACUCCAGUGCAGCAACCCAUGCCUUUCCAGACUGCAGAGUAAUGCCCUGAUCCUGAUUAAGCAACACAUCUUACACCCCACAAGAGAGAUCUCCAUCUACUUCUGAAUUUUAAACACAACCUGGUGCAUAUGCCAGGGGUUUUUUUAUCGUGCUACCAAUGGCGUAAACUUUAGAACCACUGAAGUUUUUAAACCUUAUAGUUGUACUUAGGUAACUUUACAUACCUGAUGUUUUUCAGAGUUAAAAUCAUCUACAAAAUGAACAAUGGUGCAUUUUAUAAGCUUUAAUACCCUUUUGAAACACUCCUAUUUUGAGAGAAGGCAAACAAAAAGGAAGAGUAACCUACUUUUGCUGUGCUUUAUCUGAUUUUUCAAAAUAGCAGAGAGGAAGGCAAGUGGGUUUUUUUUAAGCUAUGUAUUCACGGGUAGAUUGUUUAGAGGAAAAAAAAAAGAUUAUAAAAUCAUUUCAACUCAUUAUAGAGGAAUAUUAUCAGAGUAAUAUAUAUACGAAUGUAUUGUAAUUACAAAUAUAUUGUAAAAAUCUCAGUCUCACAGCUAGCAAAGCUAGCUCAAAUACCAAACAAUGGCUGCAGCACCCCUGAUCCCUGCUGGACAGCAGCAAAGGCAGCUCAGCUUCUCCCGCUCAGACUCCAGUCACAGCCAAUGGCUCGAGGCUCAGAGGGCAACACCAACAUUCCUUCCACUGAAAUGGGAAUCAUGUGGCCAAAUCCUUUUCACAAAAGCAGGGAAUUUAUGAUCUUCAAUUUCAAGUGGAAAAGUAACAUAUAUUGCACAGUUUUAAAGUAUCAAAUACAUGAGGGUGGGAUAGAGAAUUCAGGAACCUCCUUACUUCACCAUCAGGCUGAAUUUCUGAUAAGUCAUGUAUGAGCUAAUAAUAACAUAAAACAUUUUACAUUCAAAGUGUAUCAAAUAACAGUUUAAUAAAGUGAUCAAUAUGAAGA
Corapipo altera (White-ruffed manakin) is the source of this 3173-nucleotide messenger RNA. RefSeq names its product glycerol-3-phosphate dehydrogenase [NAD(+)], cytoplasmic-like. Gene Ontology annotation, biological process: carbohydrate metabolic process; glycerol-3-phosphate catabolic process. Gene Ontology annotation, cellular component: cytosol; glycerol-3-phosphate dehydrogenase (FAD) complex. The record is from RefSeq and is a predicted model, not a curated record. Gene Ontology annotation, molecular function: NAD binding; protein homodimerization activity; glycerol-3-phosphate dehydrogenase [NAD(P)+] activity. The transcript is spliced from 8 exons. Lineage: Eukaryota; Metazoa; Chordata; Aves; Passeriformes; Pipridae. Bases 124 to 1173 code for a protein of 349 amino acids.